AUUCCUGAUAAUUAGAGACUGGUAAGCAACAGUAGACGGAAAAUUAAAAAAUUAUAGAGAAAGUCACUUAAGGACGAGGUCCACGAGGGCGAAAGAAAGACGGAGCGGUAGAGAUAGACCAGACCACCUAUUCCCACGCUUCUUCUUCCUCCCGCUUCCUUCUUUGCUUCUUCUUCUUCUUCUUCUUCAGAGAAGAGAGAGAAUUCUCACAAUCUCUGUUGCCUUGUGCAGCCUCUGUUUUUCCUCUACGGUACGAGUUCUCACGCCAUUCUAAUUUUCAAAACCCACAUUGGCUUUUCUGUUUGCUCCUUUGCUUGGGUUGCAUUUUGGGUUCUCUCUCUUGCUGGAUUUGAUCGGAUUCGUUUCGAUUUUAUCUGGGUUUUGUUAUCUUGGUGCAUUUUGGGUUAUCAAUCGUUGUCGCAUCUUGCUGAGCUGAUUCUCCAUAUUUCUAGUCAAUGCAGAAUGCAUGAGCAUAAUGAGAUCUGUUUUUAUGGGUUAGCUCACAUCAUUCUCCAUAUUUCUGCGUUUUCACAUCAUUCUCUAUUACUGUGGUGGGCAUUGAUUGCUUAGUGGACUCUUUUCUGAUUCUCUUGGCUUAAUGUAGUUUGCCUUGGUUUUCAAAUUUCGGGGCGUUAAACAUCAUCAUGAUUCACAGACCAAGUUAUUGAUCCUUUGGGAUUUUUGCAAUGGCCGAAAGGAAUGCAUCAUCCCUUUUGAUUAUUACUCGGAAAUCUUUGUUCUGUUUAUUUACAUUUACAUCACUACUCUUCAUACUAUCUUGGGUCUUCCUGUUGCGUUCAAGCAGUCGCCCCCAAUUCAUAGACAAUACAUUGUUGCCUAAUUCUAAGCUUCUUGCUGUGAUUGACCAUGCGAUUUCUGCAACUGAGAGUCAAAAUGAUGUUGAACCCUCAGUUGGGAAUCGAUCCAUCCUUGUAAAUAAGGAAGAAGAAGAAAAAUCAUCAUCUUCCUCCCGACCUAGUCGUGGUGUAAAAUGUGACACCAAUGAAAAAGAAGUUCUCAAGGUAUUCAUGUAUGAUUUACCCCCUGAGUUUCAUUUUGGACUCUUAGAUUGGAAACCCCAAGGAGCUACUGUUUGGCCAGAUCUUCAAAGUAAAGUGCCGAGUUAUCCUGGUGGCUUGAAUUUGCAACACAGUAUAGAAUAUUGGUUAACAUUGGACCUCCUUGCUUCAGAACUUCCCAAUCCCCCAAAUGCACGUUUUGCAAUCAGAGUGCGCAAUGUCAGUGAAUCUGAUAUUAUAUUUGUACCAUUCUUUUCUUCCUUGAGCUAUAACCGAUUCUCCAAGAUAGACCUACACCAAAAGAAGAGCAAUAACAAGGCCCUUCAAGAUAUAUUGGUUAAGUAUUUGACAGCUCAAAAGGAAUGGAAGGCCUCAGGGGGAAGAGACCACUUAAUCGUGGCUCACCAUCCAAAUAGCCUUCUGGAUGCGAGGAUGAAGCUGUGGCCUGCAACUUUCAUACUUUCAGACUUUGGGAGGUAUCCUCCAAAUGUAGCCAAUGUGGAGAAAGACGUCAUUGCACCGUACAAUCAUGUAAUCAAAACCUUUGUAAAUGAUUCGUCUACUUUUGAGAGCCGUCCUACUUUGCUCUACUUCCAAGGAGCAAUAUACCGAAAAGAUGGUGGUUUUGCUCGGCAAGAGUUAUUCUAUCUUCUUAAAGAUGAAAAGGAUGUACAUUUUGCAUUUGGGACUGUUCAGAAAAAUGGAAUAAGAAAUGCUACGAAGGGAAUGCAUUCCUCCAAAUUCUGUCUUAACAUAGCCGGCGACACCCCAUCAUCGAAUCGCCUUUUUGAUGCUAUUGCUAGCCACUGUGUGCCUGUUAUCAUCAGUGAUGAUAUUGAACUCCCAUAUGAAGAUGUGCUUGACUACUCUGAGUUCUGCAUAUUUGUUCGUACAAGUGAUGCUGUUAAAAAGAACUAUCUUAUUAAGCUCAUAAGAAGCAUUGGUAGGGAUGAGUGGACGCGAAUGUGGAAGAGGUUACAGGAGGUUCAAAAUUUCUACGAGUUUCAGUACCCAUCAAAAGAGGGUGAUGCAGUUCAGAUGAUAUGGAAAGCAGUCGCUCGAAAGGUUCCUGGAAUAAGAUUGAAGUUACACAAGUCUAGACGGUACUCUCGUGCACCUAUCCAGAAUGAGAAGGGGUUAACAAGGAUACCAUCACCAAAAAACUUUUGGUAGAUAACCAACAUUCUUUGUGCCUCUGCAGCUUUUUUGACUCUUAACCAACACCGAAGACUAAAAUGAUCAAUUAACUUCCAUUUGUUACAAUACAACGAAAUCUAAAUGGCUAAAUUUAGUUUUACCCCUUUUGAGAUACACUUGGUCCUUCUACUAGGAAUAUGAAUUAGUUGGUAGCCAUAUUUUGUUUUCUAUAGAAAGUUGAAAGUUGAAUCUUUGUUGAAUUGUAAUUGAUUCCCUUUUACUGUGUAUAUUUUCUUGUAUGUCUGAUUUCAGAUAAAAGCAUGAUGUCAGAUAAAAGCAUGAGUCAUGUCUAAUUUUAAUUACA
Molecule: messenger RNA, 2520 nt
Organism: Rosa rugosa (rugosa rose)
Lineage: Eukaryota; Viridiplantae; Streptophyta; Magnoliopsida; Rosales; Rosaceae
Product: probable arabinosyltransferase ARAD1
Exons: 2
Coding region: 687-2192 (501 amino acids)
Molecular function (GO): glycosyltransferase activity
Source: RefSeq, a predicted model, not a curated record